This is a messenger RNA of Paramormyrops kingsleyae, 1476 nucleotides long. RefSeq names its product tumor necrosis factor a (TNF superfamily, member 2) (gene tnfa). The record is from RefSeq and is a predicted model, not a curated record. Gene Ontology annotation, cellular component: membrane. Lineage: Eukaryota; Metazoa; Chordata; Actinopteri; Osteoglossiformes; Mormyridae. Gene Ontology annotation, biological process: immune response. Gene Ontology annotation, molecular function: tumor necrosis factor receptor binding.
GUGACGUAUCUCUCAGCCGCCCCCACCUGCACCCGUGUGGGACGGCAGCCGGGACACCGGAUGGGAAAAGAGCCGAAGUUACCAUUUGUGUGGAGUGACAUCACUGGAGUUUCCCUGAGACCAGCUCAGUGCAUAUAUAUCUGGAGGGGGACCCGAGAAACUCAUGGGCCACACUCAGCCACCUCAGCUACGCAGCUCGAUUAGCGACGCGAGUUUUACUAUCCUACCAUGGAGUCCAACUGCACUGUCGCCUUGGAUAUGGAGCCCGGGGCUCAGGAGACGCCGCAGGUGGUGCUGCUGCAGAAAAAGAGGGGCCACUGGAGGUUGGGGGGCCUGGCGGCCAUCGUGGCCCUGUGCGUCGCCAGCGCUGUGCUCUUCACCAUGCAUGGGCAGGUGUCGCACGAAGGAGAACAAGACGAAGAUCUGCGACACACGCUGAGGCAAAUUUCCCUAAAAGCCAAAGCUGCGAUUCAUUUAGAAGGUGAAUUCAACUCCAAGUUCUCCAACGAUUCGGCAGAGUGGCAUUCUGAUGUAGGCCAGGCAUUCACCCAGGGUGGGUUAAAGCUGGAAAACAACGAGAUCACGGUCUCCCAGGGGGGACUGUACUUCGUCUACAGCCAGGCGUCCUUCAGGAUCAACUGCCACAAGGCAAGCAGGGACAGUAGCGAGCAGUUCCUGCACCUGAGCCACAUGGUGAUGCGCUGGUCCGACUCGUAUGGCGGCGUCUGGAAACCGCUGCUCAGCUCUGUGCGUUCGGCGUGCAAGAAGGUGGAGACGGGGCACGACACCGGCGAGCACUGGUUCAACAGCAUCUACCUGGGUGCCGUAUUCAGCCUCAACCGGGGCGACAAGCUGAACACGAUGAGUAACGAGAAGCUGCUGGCGAACCUGGAGGGAGAGGAUGGGAAGACCUUUUUUGGGGUCUUUGCGCUGUGAGGCAUGUGGAUGUGGGCGGCGAUGAGGACACAGCACUGAAAUAAGGGGACAUACAGGUGUGCGUAUGGAAAGGUAUCAAAAACAAGGAAGGGACCAAGAUAUGCGGCCAAAGGUGAAAGGACAGAAGCUGAGGGAGAUCAACAGAAUCCCUCAUGGUAGUUCCAUACCUGCCAAUGUUGUUUUAUAUUAAAACACGAUUUCUUGCCAUGAUACUAUACUCAUGUAUAAAUGUAAUAUCAUUGUAGUUUAUGGUCAUGCAGAUUACAUUUAGUACUAUGACUGACUACUUCUGUGAUGCACUAAAACCUCGUGUUCGUACUGUUCCAUGAUCACCAUAUUUGAAUGUGAAAUAUUAUGACUAAGCAAAAAAAAAUUGCACGUCACCAGCAGUUGCAAAAGUCCCAUAGAGCUAACAUCAUAAAUUUAUUUCAGCGUUUUUUUUUUAUUGUUAUUAUUUUCAAACUUGUAUUUUCAAACUUGUUCUAAGUGUUCUGUGCUAUUGAAUGUAUAUUUAUUGAUGACUGCAUCUAUUUAUUUAUU